GGCAUUUCUAAUUUUAGAAGUGUCAAAGUCAUAGUGUACAAAUUUUGUAUUGUAAAAAUCUAUGAAAUUAUUUUUCGUGUUACUUAGUAAAUAUAUUUAAAAUGUCUAAAGAUUCCCAUAUCGACCGAGACUUAGACUUAUCUAAUGCUAACAGAGGUGUUUGGUUAGUAAAAGUGCCUAAAUAUGUUGCUGAAAGAUGGGAGAAAGCUCCCAGUGAUAUGGAAGUAGGCAAACUGAAAAUUACCAAACCCCAUGGACAAAAGGCCCAAGUGUCUCUCACCUUGUCUUCAGCCAUUUUAAAUUUAAACGAGCCAGGCCAAGAAAGUAUACCAAAGGAUCAUAGAUUGGAUGUAUCCACAGUUACUCAACAAACUCUAGGAGUAUUCUCUCACGUUGUUCCUACAAACACAGACGCUGUGAUACCAGAAACAGAAAAACUAUAUAUGGAAGGCAAAAUUGUACAAAAGUUAGAAUGCAGACCAUACGCAGAUAACUGCUACAUGAAAUUGAAGCUAGAAUCUAUCAGAAAAGCUUCUCUUCCCACACGACAAGUUAAACAACUUGACAGAGUUGUACAAUCAUAUAAACCUGUUUCUGACCAUAAAAAUAAUAUUGAAUACAUGGAAAAAAAGAAAGCGGAAGGCAAGAAGGCUCGUGAAGAUAAAGAUGCAGUACUCGAAAUGCUUUUCGCAGCUUUCGAGAAGCAUCAGUACUACAAUAUCAAAGAUCUCGUGAAAAUCACGAAGCAACCCAUAACUUACCUGAAAGACAUUUUGAAAGAGGUGUGCAAUUAUAAUUUGAAAAAUCCACAUAAAAAUAUGUGGGAAUUAAAACCAGAGUAUAGGCAUUAUAAGCAGGAAGCCGCUGAAACUGUGACAAAAAAAGAAGAGUCCGAUGACGAUGAUUGAUAAAAAUAUUAAUAUUCUGUCUUUGUGCAUUUAUAUGUGAUGUUUUCCUUCAGUGGUGUUCUUGAAUUUCUAUUUAUUAGAUAAGGUCUUAUAAAAUUAUACCAUAUUAGUUUAAUAAAUUUUUAAUCGAAUUAUGA
Messenger RNA from Anoplophora glabripennis (Asian longhorned beetle), 1045 nucleotides. It is a transcript of the gene TfIIFbeta, whose product is annotated as general transcription factor IIF subunit 2. The record is from RefSeq and is a predicted model, not a curated record. Gene Ontology annotation, cellular component: transcription factor TFIIF complex. The transcript is spliced from 4 exons. Gene Ontology annotation, biological process: transcription initiation at RNA polymerase II promoter; transcription by RNA polymerase II. Bases 102 to 908 code for a protein of 268 amino acids. Lineage: Eukaryota; Metazoa; Arthropoda; Insecta; Coleoptera; Cerambycidae.